This is a messenger RNA of Prunus dulcis (almond), 933 nucleotides long. RefSeq names its product ethylene-responsive transcription factor ERN3-like. The record is from RefSeq and is a predicted model, not a curated record. Bases 1 to 933 code for a protein of 310 amino acids. The transcript has a single exon. NCBI's taxonomy places the organism in Eukaryota, Viridiplantae, Streptophyta, Magnoliopsida, Rosales, Rosaceae. Gene Ontology annotation, biological process: regulation of DNA-templated transcription. Gene Ontology annotation, molecular function: DNA binding; DNA-binding transcription factor activity.
AUGGCAGGACCUGAAGUACUCACAAAAACUACAACUGCAACCAGCCGCCCCACCAACAACAAAACCAUGGUAACCAAAUCCCCGUCAACUACGAAAACCGCACUUCGAAGGUACGUUGGGGUUAGGCAAAGGCCGUCUGGAAGAUGGGUAGCUGAGAUCAAGGACUCAUCUCAACAUGUGAGGCUAUGGCUAGGCACUUAUGACACACCUGAAGAAGCAGCAAGAGCUUAUGAUGAAGCUGCCAGAGCCCUACGUGGCGAAAACGCACGUACCAACUUUGUGUCUCCAGGGCCUGCUACGAACCCCAACUCAAGUCCAUUGGUCUCUGUUUCCAAUGGGGGCUUUAUGUUGGGGUCUGAUGGCAGACAUGGCGGCACAGGGGGGCUUAGCUUCUCUUCCUUGAAGGCCAAGUUAAGCAAGAACCUCCAAAGCAUCAUGGCUAGGAGUAGUGAUCAUAACAAGUCAUCCAAGAGUAGGGUGAGUGAUCACUUCACUUUUGCAAGUAUUUUCCACUUCAGGAAAUACCAAUACCAAAACCCAAUAAACCCUUCAAUUGAUAUGAAGAACAUCGAGAAAGUGGUGCAGCCUAGCAUCAUUGUGCCUCAUAACGGAGAAGGUAGUACUAGUACUGAGCCUUCCUCUUGGGAAAGCUCUAGUAUCUCAGACUGCAGUGCGGAGUGGGCUCACGGGUUCAGGCAAGCCGGGGUGGACUCAGAAGGGUCUGAAAUUGGGGAAGGGAACAUUAUGGACCAAAUUAUGGGGUGGAUAGAUAGCCCAGAUAAUCAGAUGGGCAGUAGGAUUAGUGUUGGUGAUGAUGAUAGUGAGGAGGGGUCAAGGAGUAAGAGGUUCAAGGUUUCUUCUUCAGUCAUGGUGCCUCCAACAUUUAGCACUGGAUCUCCAUUUAAUUUAUUAAAUGGAGAAACUUCAAACUAA